AUGAGCCUAAUUCGUCCAAAAUUAUUCGAUAAGAAGUAUAAAAUAGCUGAGCAAAAAGUAUUCAAAAUUAUCAGUAAAAUCGAAAGUUUUAAUUUAAAUAAUGCCUUUAUAUCCCAAUUAGAAUGUCCCGGGAAAAAUAAAAAAUACAAUAUUAAUUUUAAAUUGAAUUCAAAAUAUUUGUCGGUGAUAUGUUUUUGUGUUAUUUUGUUUAUAAUGGUGGGUGCCUGGUACAUCUAUACUGAUUUGUCGACUAAGAACUGCGUCCUGGACCUCCCUUCAUCGUCAAAGUCCCUCUUUCGCCCGCCUGAAGACUGCAGCAUGUGCGUAGGAGUGGACGAGGUGGUGCGACUCUCCAACAUAACGGCGAAAGAGUUUGAGGAGAAUUACGCCUAUAAAUCAGUACCGGUUAUCGUCACUGACGCUACUGUUGGCUGGAAAGCUAUCGAAGAAUUCAAUUUCAAAUUCUUCGCGGAUUUCUACAACGGCGGCAAAAUGGGACAGCAGACUAACGACUGUUUCUACUUCGCGUACAAAUCCGGCCUCAACUCGUUGAGCGAAGUAUUUUCCAUGGACGAGAAGAGAGCCAACCUUACUGGAGAUCCAUGGUACGUCGGCUGGAGCACGUGCUAUGACGAGGAGACCCGCCGGCUGCGGUCCUACUACUCCCGGCCGUACUUCCUGCCCCGGACAGCUGAGAGCGACAUGGUGGACUGGGUGUUCAUGGGCGGCCCGGGACAGGGCGCUCAUAUGCACGUGGAUUCCGUCCGUCACGUGUCGUGGCAGGCGCAGAUCCGCGGCCGCAAGCAGUGGCAGCUGGCGCCGCCGCCAGAGUGUUUCUACCACUGCCGCUGGAUCACUUUCACCGUGGGCCCAGGGGAGAUAUUGGUGGUAGACACGAACCGCUGGUACCACAAAACCAACGUGUUGCCUGGAGACAUCAGCAUCACCAUUGGAGCAGAAUACGACUGA
Pectinophora gossypiella (pink bollworm) is the source of this 969-nucleotide messenger RNA. RefSeq lists its product as uncharacterized. The transcript has 6 exons. The record is from RefSeq and is a predicted model, not a curated record. Bases 1 to 969 code for a protein of 322 amino acids. NCBI's taxonomy places the organism in Eukaryota, Metazoa, Arthropoda, Insecta, Lepidoptera, Gelechiidae.